GUUCGUAUGUCAAUCCAGUGAUAUGAUUGACAAUCGAAGACAGCCCACUGCCAUUUUACGUGUUGUUUUACCCCGAAGCACAAUACCAUCAAAUUAAGGUCAACAACCACCAAGCUUCAUUAUAUUGCCCUUUUAUGGCUUCCCGAUAUUUGUCUUCGAAGCUCGAGAGACAAAGUCACGUCCCAAGGAUCUGACGGUUGCCGGCAGCUCAUAAAUUACCAUCGAGUCAAGUCCAGGACGAUCACUAGGGUCGAAGAUCACUUGAUUUAACCGGAGAGGUUGGUAUGUUGCUUGUUCUUCCCACAACAUUUGCUAUACUUGUAGGGCAGAGUAUGGUUGAGUUGAGCGUUGGGGCCUAGACACCUUGGAUACCGGGCCUCCUUUUUCUCGUCGUAUGCGUAACUAAGUCAUCAACAUGACUUCAUCCCACGACCAUGACUCACUCUCGCCUAAGGAGCUGGUGCUGCAGCAUUUCAUUUGCAAUAUUUUCUUCACCCCCACAACUUGUCACAUAGCCCUGCGGGAUCAGACCACUUUGAACAGUCAAACCACGACAGGAAUAACAUGGAUCGAAACUCCACGACCGAAGCCCUCUCUCUAUGGGAAAUACUGCAUCCCAUCCUCAUCAACCUAGACAUGCGAACUCUUCUCCACGCACAGCGAGUGUGUCGCCUUUGGCAUCACAUCAUCACCAAAUCAAGGAGUCUUCAGCAAGCGCUAUUUUUCGUGCCCGUGGAAGAGCGUCAGGCUACGGCCUGUGAUGAACGACGGAGUCAGAUAAACCCUCUAUUGAAGGAGAUUCUCUGGCCUCAGCUAUCAUGGCUUGCAACUUGCGGUCGCGAGCUUAAAUCCUCGGAGCGCAAACGACAAGCUAAGACCCGUAGGAUUCCAAUUCUCCGUUCAGAAAACGCUAGCUGGCGGCGCAUGCUCAUUCGACAGCCCCCACCGAUUACAAUAGGUAUUAUGGGCGAAGAUGAAAAUCACUCUCCAGCCCCGAUCAUAUAUUAUGACGAAGACAUCUCCACCGAUGCUCUCUGGGCUCUGACCAAUAUAUCUUUCUUCGCAGAUCACUGUUUCACGCGAUGCAUAUUCAGUGGCGACGACACUUGGAAGGAGAGCUACCCGCAGGACGCUGAUCCCAUAUCUGACCGAGAGCUUGAAAAAUGUGAUAUUUUAGUGAUGGGGCACUGGCCGCCUAAUUAUCUUCUCAGGAUGAUGCAACGGAUCCUGAGAUACGAAACCCACUACACCGGCCUAUCCCUACGGACAGACAUACACCCACCAUUGCUUGACUUCUAUUACCUGUUUCAAAGAGACAGAUCGCUGAUGGCGCAUGAUUGGACCUUUGUCAUUGCCAAUCACAACGGACCAGUUUGGACAUACCAUCUUGACGACAAGGAUCAGGACGGUGAAUCUACUCUCGACGGCGACAUGUAUCGGACUCAGUUGAAUCCUUUGACCGAGGAAGAAGCAACAGUGGUAAAACAGAUUGUGAACCAUGAAUCACUUCCUGGAGAAGUUACACCCCCCGCGAACUAUUUAAAUCCGUUCUUGCGUGUUAUGGCAAAGCUGUUUGAGAAGGGCAUUUUGCCAAAGGCUGUGUUUGAAGAGCAUAGAAUCAUCUACGGGGCAUUGUGCCAUUGUUACGACUGUCGCAAACUGACCGGGACUCUGUUCACCUACAGUUUUGUUGUCCUGAUGGCAGACCUGAAAAUUUCGGGCAGUCCCAAAGAGGUGGCCAAAAGAGCCGACAGCGGGAACCAUAUCAGGAACUACUUCUGUUCAGAUUGCGGUUCGUGA
Aspergillus pseudonomiae is the source of this 1800-nucleotide messenger RNA. RefSeq lists its product as uncharacterized. The transcript is spliced from 2 exons. The record is from RefSeq and is a predicted model, not a curated record. Gene Ontology annotation, molecular function: carbon-sulfur lyase activity; protein binding. NCBI's taxonomy places the organism in Eukaryota, Fungi, Ascomycota, Eurotiomycetes, Eurotiales, Aspergillaceae. Bases 565 to 1800 code for a protein of 411 amino acids.